AGGGAAAGUGGCGAGUAAGAUGGAAGAUGAGGAGGUCGCUGAGAGCUGGGAGGAGGCGGCAGACAGCGGGGAAAUAGACAGACGGUUGGAAAAAAAACUGAAGAUCACACAAAAGGAGAGCAGGAAAUCCAAAUCUCCUCCCAAAGUGCCCAUUGUGAUUCAAGACGAUAGCCUUCCCACGGGGCCCCCUCCACAGAUCCGCAUCCUCAAGAGGCCCACCAGCAACGGUGUGGUCAGCAGCCCCAACUCCACCAGCAGGCCAGCCCUUCCUGUCAAGUCCCUAGCACAGCGGGAGGCAGAGUACGCAGAGGCCCGGAGACGGAUCCUGGGCAGUGCCAGCCCCGAGGAGGAGCAGGAGAAACCCAUCCUUGACAGGCCAACCAGGAUCUCCCAACCCGAAGACAGCAGGCAGCCCAGUAAUGUGAUCAGACAGCCUUUGGGUCCUGAUGGGUCACAAGGCUUCAAACAUCGCAGAUAAAUGCAGGCAAGAAAGGAUGCUGCUGCCACCGCUGCCACCACCAUCGCCUCCUGGAUUGUCUGCCAUGGGUCGCACUGCCGUGGCAGACAUCUGGACUUGAGCAGAGGGAACGACCUGACUUACUUGCACUGUGAUCCCCCUUGCUCCGCCCACUGUGACCUUGAACCCCAUGCACUGUGACCUCUGCCUCCCCCCUUCCCGCUGUGAUUGGCAUGUUGACAGGGGCUGUCCCAAGUCAAUAGAAAGGGAAAGGGUGGGGACUAGGGGAGGAUUGGGGGGACCUACCAAGGACUCAGAGGAGAGGGUCAGACGGUGCCACUUGGGGUACAGCCAGUGCCAGCAAUAACAGUUUAUCAUGCUCAUUAAUUUGGGAUUUCAAAACACAAAUGAGAACUUCCCCCACCCACCCCAAGUGCAUGUCGCCAUCACUUAAAGUAAGUUCCAUUGAAAAUAUCCUUUCCUUUUUUUUCCUUCCUAUUUUUGUUUGUUUAUACAAAUAUCUGAUUUGCAAGAAAAAGUGCAUGGAAAGAGUUUUAGCAGUUUAAUGAAAUUUUUAAUUGAGAAAGGGUAGUUUGGUAGUCACUUAAAGAUGUUUCUAGGAAAUCUGCUAGAAACAUUAACCAAUAGGAUUUUGGUGAGCUUAGCUUCUGUAUUCCUACUGCCGCCCAGAAAAGGCGGGGCUCCGGAGCCUCCAGUAGAUGAGCACUGUGCCUAUAUCACUUCCUCCAGCUAAGUCCCAGCUAAGUUGCCUAGAGACAGCUCAGAGCCUGGGGGAGGGUGCCAACCUCACUCACCUCUAGUAUUGUGGGAGAUGGGGAAAGUGAAGUGACAGACUUCCCCUUCCCAUACCCCUCAGGGUGGCUCCCUACCAGCCGGGUUUGCUGUUUCUAGAGGCGGGCAGGGCAGGGAGCGUCAGGGAGGAGACCGCACUCGGGGCUCAGAAGCAGGCAGUGGGGGCACUUGUCCAGUGUGUGCUGUCAGCACAAGCCCAGGAGAGUCUGGCUCACAGCUCCAGGCCUUUGCUGCUGUGGUCAGAAGCUAGAUAGGCCUGUCCCUUCCAGCAAGACUGGAACGCUUAAGGACCUGUGGCGUGCCACAUUUGUUGAUGGCCCUGGCUCAGAAACUAUACCUGGUACAUUUCCCGAGUGAAAGAGUACCGUAGGAAUAGAGCAGUUGGAGGAGAGUUGGAAGAAGAAAAACUUGGCAUUGCAGAGGCAGAUGGUCGACAGGUUUCUCAGGCCUUGGCUGCCCUAUCCCUUCUUAUCAGAACGAGGCUGGUAUGAAGGCCAUUUCUGUCCCCAAGCCUGGAGAUUGGCUUUGGCUCCUGAUGGGGAGAGGCUUGAGAGGGCAGCUGUGUCCCACUGGGUGCUCUCAGGCUUUAGUCUUUUCCAUGCACUUCGCCUUAUCCCUCCGCCAGCCUGACAGCCUCCCCUCUCCUGGCCAGCACACAGGUUUGGGAGUGGGUGGUGUGGUGUGGGAUUAGGGCAGCUAUGGUGGCCAAGGUGAUAAGCUGAGUUUUGCAGGAUCCCACCACCUUCGGUCCCCUGGUUUAUGCCCCGUAGCAAUGGCCCACAACAUCUUCCCCUUAGGAAGAGUCUCUUCCAUAACAUAGACCUACCUGAAACCAGGGGCUUCUGUGAGCGAGCUGGAGCAGAGCCUCAGCGACAGGGUUGGCCACCCCAGGAGUGGGUAGGAAGGGAGUUGGCUACUAGCUUGUAGUCUAGGGCCCAGCCACAGGAGCUAGUGGUUUCUGGUUGGAGGACAGACUGUCCUUUCUUUGGAGAAGGAUGCAGAACCCUGCUUGCCCUGCCCCUCUAGUAGGAGCUAAGGGGCAGCUGGUGUCUGUAUAUUGAGAGCUUGCAGGGGUGGCUCUCCCGUCCCACUCUGGCCAAAGGCGGCCCUGCCCGCAGUGUACGUGUGCCUGCCCACCAGCAGUCUUGCAUUUGGCCUCCUAGAUGGAGAGGUGGCUGGCACAAUGAGAGAGAAGGAAGGAAAGAAAGAAAGAAGGAAAACAGACUGGUGUUGG
This is a messenger RNA of Onychomys torridus (southern grasshopper mouse), 2504 nucleotides long. It is a transcript of the gene Szrd1, whose product is annotated as SUZ RNA binding domain containing 1. The coding region runs from base 20 to 478 and encodes 152 amino acids. NCBI's taxonomy places the organism in Eukaryota, Metazoa, Chordata, Mammalia, Rodentia, Cricetidae. The transcript is spliced from 4 exons. The record is from RefSeq and is a predicted model, not a curated record.